Molecule: messenger RNA, 843 nt
Organism: Ilex paraguariensis (yerba mate)
Lineage: Eukaryota; Viridiplantae; Streptophyta; Magnoliopsida; Aquifoliales; Aquifoliaceae
Source: the annotation of a GenBank genome assembly
AGCAAUAUCCUUGUAGUGACAUUGGUUGGUACUAGACCAUGAUGGCAUCACUGACGGUGUUGAUGGAGCGCGAAUUGAGAAGAUGAUGCUUGUCAGGUUGUGUAGGCGCAACUUCUGCACUAGUGGUGGUUCUGGUCGGCCAUGGCUCUUUGUGGGGUUGGGUAAUCCUGGAGAUAAGUAUAAGGGAACAAGACACAAUGUAGGGUUUGAUAUGAUUGAUGCAUUUGCUGAAGCUCAAGGGAUUCCUAUGGACUCAGUUCAUUGCAAAGCUCUCUUUGGAAAAGGUUUUGUUGAUGGCGUUCCUGUUUUCCUUGCAAAGCCCCAAACCUAUAUGAAUCUGAGUGGCGAAUCAAGUGGUCCACUUGCAGCUUAUUAUAAACUCCCUCUUAAUCGUGUGGUUGUGUUUCAUGAUGACAUGGGGUUACCAUGUGGAGUGCUUCGCCUACACCAUAAUAUAGGCCAUGGAAGCCAUAACGGGCUGAAGAGCGUGAUUUAUCAUUUCCGUGGGAACAGAGAGUUUGCCCGGUUAAGAAUUGGUAUCGGGAGGCCUCCUGGUCAAAUGGAUCCCAAAGCAUUCUUGCUCCAAAAAUUCAAUGCUACAGCUCGAGAACGGAUUGAUGGUGCAUUACGAGAGGGGGUUGGUGUGUUGAAACAACUCAUGUCCAAAGGCUUGACAGAGAGUGCACGAUGCUUCAAUACGGAGCAGAAGUAUAAACAUAAAAGAUUGCAGACCAUGCCCACAUAAGAAAGCCACAAAUCAAUUAAGCGAGAGUAUGUUCCCUUGUUUAACUGGUUUUUUUAAUGAAUGUUAUUAUCAGUAAUGAAAAGUUGGUGAUUAUUGUU